UUUGGGUGAGUUUUGUGUUUGACUUGUUUGAAGAACCAAAAAUCAUAAACCUUGAAAUUGUUGUUAAAACUACAAAUUAAUGAUACACGAAUGAUCAAUACGAAAGUUUAUUUUCUAAUUUGUGUAUUUAAUAUGAGAGUUGAUCUACGUUGUAGGGCUCACUGUUUUGAACCCAACCGCGCGAACAAAUUGAGAAUCGGACUUACUGUGCCCAAGAUACGACUGCCGAAUAAGGGGUUACUACUCUCCCCCUCUCUCUUACGUUGUUUGUUUCCUUCCUGUAGUGGCCAGUCUUGUUCAUCGGCGUCGUCCAGCCGACCCACAGCAGCGCCGGCGAGACUCCAAUCCAAGGGAAACAGCGCCGCCGUCAUCUCCCUCUCGCUCCUUCCUCUUUCCGCUGGUGUGCGCGCAAGCCGUAGGGUUGCUGACGAGAGCAGCAGCGAUUCAUUCCGCUCCUUCAAACCAGGUAGGAACACAGAUUUGGAUGGGCAACCCGGAGGGCAGUGAAGUGGUGGUGUGGCGUGGAUGGCUCUUGUUUACUUUAAUAAUUAAACUACAUUAUUUUCUUUGAUUACAUGGAUUGUUGGACAUUAUUUUGGUUUUCUUAUGCUUCCGCGACGUUUGGAUUUACUUAAUUAUUCCGAGGAACAAGAGUUUACUUUAAACUCUUACGGACGAAUUUUCUAAUUGAUUUAAUUGUUUAUUUUAGAAAAGAAAAUUUUAUGCGUGCG
Cuscuta campestris is the source of this 731-nucleotide messenger RNA. Lineage: Eukaryota; Viridiplantae; Streptophyta; Magnoliopsida; Solanales; Convolvulaceae. The record is from the annotation of a GenBank genome assembly.